Ruditapes philippinarum (Manila clam) is the source of this 911-nucleotide messenger RNA. RefSeq lists its product as uncharacterized. Bases 100 to 801 code for a protein of 233 amino acids. NCBI's taxonomy places the organism in Eukaryota, Metazoa, Mollusca, Bivalvia, Venerida, Veneridae. The record is from RefSeq and is a predicted model, not a curated record. The transcript has 3 exons.
UUACUUUUUUAUUAAUUUUUAUAAGCAAAGAUACUAUAUAAGGUGCACCAUUUCUUGCUCAAUGCAGAAGUCUGUCGAUCUACAUAAUAAAACGUCAAAAUGAAGGCAGUUUUCUUCCUUCUUGUGGCGCUAUUUGUCGUCGUAAACGGGCGAGGAAAGAAGAACCAUAAUAAGAAACAUCCGUGGGGAGGCGGCGGAGGCGGUGGCUGGAGAGGCGGUGGCGGCUGGGGCCGUGGCGGAGGCGGAGGCGGUUGGGGCCGUGGCGGAGGCGGAGGCGGCUGGGGCCAUGGCGGAGGCGGAGGCGGUUGGGGCCGUGGCGGAGGCGGAGGCGGCUGGGGCUGGGGCGGUGGUGGCGGUGGUGGUGGUGGCGGUGGUGGCAUGUACAGUGGAUACAACGGAUUUGGUGGAGGAGGAGGAGGAGAUGGAUAUGGGUAUGAUGGUGGAUAUGGAUUCGAUGGAAUUGCUGGAGGGGGAGGAGGAAUUGGCCUUGCUGGAGGAGCAGGAGGAAUUGGCCUUGGGGCAGGAGGAAUUGGCCUUGCUGGAGGAGCAGGAGGAAUUGGCCUUGGGGCAGGAGGAAUUGGCGGUGGCAUUGGGGGAUUUUCACCAGGUGGAUUCAAUGGCGGGGGAGGUGCAGGACUAUAUUCCUACAGAGGUCGCCGUCGUCACUGGCAAUACGACAGAUGCAAGUGUCAGAAAAGAUGCCCAAAAUACAAAAUAUACGUCGGCACAUGUAACCUUUGUAAACGAUGCAAGAUGGUACUGUGUUGUAGAUAUGUGAGCAGAAAAUGGGGCCUCGGAUAAGUUAACCUGACCUAUAUGCGUGAGGACAGAGAACGACUUUUUUUGAAAACGGACUUCGAUUUCAUAUGUUAUUUAGUUUAUUCAUGCAGUAAAUAAAGCUUGUAACUUGC